Messenger RNA from Synchiropus splendidus (mandarinfish), 1679 nucleotides. RefSeq names its product E3 ubiquitin-protein ligase MARCHF3-like. Bases 885 to 1541 code for a protein of 218 amino acids. NCBI's taxonomy places the organism in Eukaryota, Metazoa, Chordata, Actinopteri, Syngnathiformes, Callionymidae. The record is from RefSeq and is a predicted model, not a curated record. Gene Ontology annotation, molecular function: ubiquitin-protein transferase activity; zinc ion binding. The transcript is spliced from 4 exons. Gene Ontology annotation, biological process: protein ubiquitination.
GUAAACAGCAAUUGUGUUGAAGAACGCUUCGGAAAUGCUUCUAAACAUCACGACUUUUCCUUGUUGUCUACGUUUGAGUUUUACACGCAUGCGCGCUCAAUUCUAAAUACAAGUAGUAACGACACACGGUUAGUUGCCAAGUGCGCCAAUUUUGAGGCCAAAACAAGUAGUCUGUCAAUGUUUUUAUUUGAUGUUCAGGUUUAUUUCACCUUUGUCGAUUGUUGAAUUCAUGUACACAUAACGGAAGCGAAACCUUUACAGAGAAAGAGAGCUUGUAAAUUACAGUUCGUCUACCUCGACUUCGUUUGUAACAGAUAGAUUUGUGUCCAAAUUGCAUUGUCAAGCAAAGCAAAUAUAUGUUGACAUCCUUCAUAUGUUCGUGAGAGCCCCCUGCCUGACAUUGGUCUGGAACUGUUUCAAGUUUUGCUGUAAAGCUAUAUUUACAUUUGUCGCUGACAGUGAGUGUCCAGAUGGUGCGUCUUGCAACUCAUUCAAAAACAAUUAUUUCCUCACCCUUAGAAUUUCCUAAUCUCUGUUUAUAAGCACCAGAUGUGUCAUCUACUGUAUCACAUUCAACCACACUCCCUCUGAUAAAUCUCUGUUCUUCCUUUUCCAGAUAGUUGGCAAGGGUCACUGCCACAACCAGACCAUACUGUCAACCCAAACAAAUGCGAAUGUUAUCUGCCAUUGGAAAAAACAAUUCUCAUUUAAUUCAAGUCUCUUUGCUGGGAGUGUGUUGAGCUGAUGGGUUCCUCUGCUGCGAUGACUGACUCCUGGUAGACCACCAUGCUCUGUCUUGAGAAUAACCCUGUAACUGUGACCUCUGUCAAAUGCCAGUGUGAGUCAAGUGGAGAGGACUCGCUGAAGUCCAGCUGGAUCAAGCCAUGGAGCAGUGUCGGACCCCACCUGAAGCGUUGGCCCAGCUGGGUGAUCAGCUCAUGCCGCUGGGACACGAGGAGAAAGAGUGUGGCGUGUCAGAAACCUCCAUGUGUAGGAUUUGCCAUGAAGGCGACCUCCAUGAGGAGCUGCUGUCCCCCUGCCAGUGUCUGGGAAGCCUGGCCACCGUCCAUCGCUCCUGCCUGGAACACUGGCUGUCCUCCUCUGGAACCAGCCUGUGCGAGCUCUGCCAACACCAGUUCACUGUGAAGAAGCGGCAGCGGCCACUGCUGGAGUGGCUGCAGAGCGCCAAUGCUGGACAGGAGAAACACACGCUCUUUGGUGACAUUUUGUGUUUCCUGGUCAUUACGCCACUGGCCACAGUGACCAGCUGGCUCUGUCUGCGUGGAGCCAUUGAUCAUUAUUACUUCUCCAGCUGGCUCGAGUCUGUCGGGCUCAUCCUGCUCACCAUCGCCCUCUUCGCUAUUUACAUCUUUUGGAACUUGGUGUCUGUCAGGCAUCACUAUCGACUCUAUAAGGAGUGGCAGCAGUCAAAUCCCAUGGUGGUGGUCCUCCUGCCCAGCGACCACAGGAGGGCAUCCGAGCCGCAGGCUCGACAAGUCUGCCCCGCCAGGAAACAACCAUCCAAAGAGUCCAUUGUUUGAAGGAGACACACCGUCACGUCUCCUUGUCUGAACCCCAGGCCUCCCACAGUGUUUGCUAUUUAUUGGUUGUGUAUUUUCACCAGAGAAUACCUGUGAUAUAUAUUUUUUUCUUUGUGUGCAUUUUCAAUAAACGGUUAA